This is a messenger RNA of Apis florea (little honeybee), 2979 nucleotides long. RefSeq lists its product as uncharacterized. The record is from RefSeq and is a predicted model, not a curated record. Lineage: Eukaryota; Metazoa; Arthropoda; Insecta; Hymenoptera; Apidae. Gene Ontology annotation, cellular component: extracellular region.
CAUAAAAUUCAAACUCGUUGAAAAACUAUUUACCAGUGAACUUCCAAGAAAAAAAUUCAAAAAAGAAAAAAAAUCGUGACCAAGGAAAAACUUUCAUAACCUCAACAUAACUAUACAUCUGCUAUAUUAUCUCUUCCAUCCUAUAUAAUCGAUCCACGUUGUUAUUCUCAAAGGAUCUACUUCUCGACAAUAAGUUAUCUCUUAAAAAGAAAAAUAAAAUUCAAAAGAUUAUCUACCUAGUGAAGAUCCAGUGGAAAAAUUCGAAAACAAAAUAAGAAGAAAUAAUCGUACAACGAGGGAAUCUCCUCCUUUAACGUGGAUCUACUUUUUUCAUUAAAAUUAUCUCUUUCACCCUAUUGACCGAUCCACGUCACGAUUUUAGACGAUUCAUCUGCUGAGAGUGGGCGUUCUGGCGCCAGAGGGUUGCUAAUCGAUUCCAGCCUCCUCUCAAAGAUGUUUCUAACGUUUCGAGUUUUUACGUGGUAAUCGUGGAGGGUCCGUGGUCGAUCGAAAAGGGGACGGCAGCCAAGGGGGACUUUUCCCACUGGCUCUCAACACUGUAGCGGAAAAUCGAUCCGGCGUGACAGCCACCCUAUUGCAACCACCCACCACGGUGCAAUGACCUCGAAACCAGGAAGGUCCUACAGCGUGAGAUCCCCUCGAGUCGGAGGGCCCCUCUCGCAGUCGUUAGCGAUGAUUCCGCCAACGAUGCACGGCCAUGAAUUCAAUCAACCCCUGUCGAGGGUGGUUAUGGUCCGUAAAACGGAUCAAAGGACUUUCAGUAAGGGGAGGAGGGGUGGGGAGCCUCUGCUGGAAACGGUUACCAGGGAGACCGUCGAGCUUUUCAACGGGGGCCGCGCCGAGAGGAAAUACACGUCCGAGACGAGAGACAUCGUCACGCCCAAGUCGAACAGUAUGCCCUCGCUCAACCUUAACGGAACGAAAAAGAAGGUGGUCGGCUUUGUCGACCAGCUGUCGCCUGAAAGGUCGAGGACAGAUUCGGUGAGAUCCAAGUCCCCUUUGACAGCAUCGCCGGCAUCUCCAGGGCCGUUAUCGAAUUCCUUGCACGGCAGUUUUCACGGAAGUUUAGGAAGCGAUGGCAUGUCUUGCAGCAGUGCCAGAUCAUCCUCGGCGUCUCCUGAUUCUGCAAGAUACACGUCCACACCGAUAACAAAAACUGACACACGUAAACCAUCUGUGCGCAGAUUGGGUCCUCCUAAGGAAUUUAUCAACAUUUGUCUUGAAACGCACAAUUUUUAUCGCGCGAGGCAUGGAGUGCCACCUCUUCGUCUCAACAAGCAGUUAUGUAAAACGAGUCAGGACUGGGCCAAUAUAUUGGCAACUAGAGGUAGAUUAGAACAUAGGGCAAACACAGAUUAUGGUGAAAAUCUAUAUUGUAUGUGGAGUUCCAAUCCGAAGACUAUUGUACACGGUGACGAGCCUGUAAACGAAUGGUAUGCCGAAGAAGGGCAACAUCAGUACGGAAAAGAGCCAACCACUCUAAAAACUGGCCAUUUUACCCAAGUUGUGUGGAAAGAUAGUACCGAAUUGGGUGUUGGAAUGGCCAGAAAUCGAAAUGGUGAAGUAUACGUCGUCUGUAAUUAUAAUCCGGCUGGAAAUUUCCUGGGCAGUUUCACGGAGAACGUUUUACCUCUUGGUGUAAAACCUUUAAAAAAAACUUUGAUAGAAGCUUUGCCAUAUUACACAUUAGAUGAACAAGCAUGGCAACAGGAUGCUUUAAUGGUUCACAAUGAAUAUAGGAGGAAACAUCGUGUUUCAGAUUUGAGGUUAAGCGUAGAAUUAACAUCGGCUGCUAAGGCGUGGGCGAACACGUUACUGAACACGAACAAGUUGAUUCCCCAGACGUCGUCCCCGUACGGAGAGAAUAUCUACUCGAUGCAAUGCUCCGAUCCAAAGGUGAUCGUAACGCCGCGGGAAGUCGUUUCGAAGUGGUAUGCUGAGAAGAAGGAUCACAAAUAUGGCGUAGAGCCAAAGGUUUUAAAUACAUGCCAUUUUACACAGAUUGUUUGGAAAAAUACAACCGAGAUGGGUAUAGCAUUAGCUAAAAAGGAUGGAACCUGCGUAGUAGUUGCGUGUUACCAUCCGAGGGGUAACAUUGUUGGACAAUUCACGGAGAACGUGUUGAAGCCUAUAAAGCUGUAGUUAGUCCAAUAGACGGAUCUAUCUACAUUUGUCGAUAUUGUAUUUAAACGCUGUAUUUAUAAUCGUGCAUAGCGAGAAGACAAUAUACAUAAUAUAUGUAAAUAUAAGAACGCAGAUGUGCAUACACGUAGAAUAAAAAAAAACAUUCCACAUACUACAUGCAAUCAAGAUAUUUCGUCUAUUUUAUUAAUUGUCGAUAUCGCGAUUGCAUUGUGUUGCAACUCUUAGUAAUGAUAAUUAGAAGACGUGUAUGUAUCAUGAUAAUGUUUGAGAAUCGACUUUCUUUUUGAAAAUAUGAUUAAUUUUAUUCUUAUUUUGUAAGGGAAGAUAAAUUUUGACUUAAAGAUUUUUUUUUUAUUUAAAUGUAAAAUUUUUUUACUAAGUUAAAAAUCUUUCUACUACAGGGCAGAAACACUCAUUUGGUGCAAUGAUAGUUUCUUAUUUCCUGACGUAAAUGCUUUUACUAUUUUUAUUGCUUUUUCUUUUUUAUAUAAAUAAUUAAGUAUAGAUUUUUUUUGUUGAAACACCGAUAAAGUCAAAAAAUGGAUUAUUAAUGAGAUAAUGAUGCUAAUUUCUUACUAUAAUUUCUUACAAAUAAGUAUAGCGUUAAUAAAAAAAAAAAAAAAAUUAGUCAAUGACUGACCGUUCCUUCGCUAUUUACCUCAGAAUCAUGAAGUGAGAUACAAUUGUAAUUUUUCUGACAAUACAACUACGGGUAGAAUGUACUAUCGAAUCUAGAAUUCUUGUCAUUUAAAAAUACAUAUUCGUUAUAUAAUAUUUCCUUUCUAUUUUAAAUGAAAUAAAUUAUUCAAGAAA